This is a messenger RNA of Astyanax mexicanus (Mexican tetra), 3952 nucleotides long. Its product is annotated as P2R1A-PPP2R2A-interacting phosphatase regulator 1. The transcript is spliced from 9 exons. The record is from RefSeq and is a predicted model, not a curated record. Lineage: Eukaryota; Metazoa; Chordata; Actinopteri; Characiformes; Acestrorhamphidae. Bases 755 to 1423 code for a protein of 222 amino acids. Gene Ontology annotation, molecular function: protein serine/threonine phosphatase inhibitor activity.
CCUGAGCGAGGUGCUGUUAUUCAGGCAGAAAGACUAUCACUAUUUGGUUGCGGGUAAUAUUUUUUAUUUUCAAAAUUAAUGAAAGACUGACAAACUUCUCGACUACCUCGACUCGCACGAAUGAUCUGAAACGCGAACCUGGUGAUGCCCGAGGGAAGAAUGCAUCCACCCGGACAACUUAUUCCCGUGGAUUUGCGCCACGGAUCGCGUAACGGCGUUAUCCGGCUGUUUUACAAAGUAGCAGGUAAACUUGAAAAAUAGCUAGCUAGGUAGCUAACUGGCUAACCUCGGCUUUCACCAAACUGUGGCGACUCGUAUUUAUCAGCUCUUCUCGCUCUAAGUGGACGGUGGGGCUGAAGUGAAGAGUUUAAAGAAAAGUUUGUGUGACUGGGAUAACUAGUUGGACCCAGUCUGUGAGUGUGUGUGUGCUGGCGGCUGUUCACACUAAACCUGUCGGAGCUGCUCCAUAACUUCACUCCAGCGUCCCGCUGUCUGUCUAUAGGGAGUUUUACCGAGAGUUAAAACUGAUUCUCGCGUUCAGAGCUUUUCACUUAGGACAGAAAUAUGCGACAGAGUCGAGACCACGGGAUAUAACGCCGGGGCGUUUUUCUGGGCGGCUUUGCAUUGGCUCGAACAGUUUGGCGUGCGGCCUGCUGGUCAGGCUUUCGCCGCGUUCGAUUUGGGGCUCAAGCCGCACUAGAGCGCGCUCUGCCCGGCCGCCUCUACCAGCCACACUCGGGUUCGCCGAAGAGCCAUGGAGAGGAUGGAGGUGGACCAGUGCGCAGGCGCAGCUGGCGGAGGCGGUGCUCUGCGGCGGUCCAACAGCGCCCCCAUGAUCACUAAUGUCAGUGAUGGGAUGACCGUGUUCAGCUCUAACAGCUCAGCUCGGUAUCGGCGGAGCAGUGUGUCAGUAAACCCAAGCUGCCCUUCUAGGACCCUCCCUCUUUCCCCGUUCUCCUUGCCCAAUGAGAGGCCAGAGCACAGGCGUCCGAUGGAGAAUAUGGAACUCACUCUCAGAGGGAGUUUGCAGAGAUUAAGUGCCUCAGCUGCAGUCCCUUUACCUCCUGCAGGACACUGGCAUGAGCAUCUGUCACCAGGAUUCCAUUCCCAGGACUCUGGUGUCACUCCUAAUUCUUCACCCAGUCCAACAAGAAGGUUCCGGGGGGGGUCAGUGAGUCCAGCUGUUAGAUGGCCGGUGGUUGCACCUUUAAAACGAAAAGGUGGAGUGGAAUCUGAUGGCCCACCAAAGAAGCUCUUUGUUGCUGGAGUUGCAGAUCCUGCCCAUAUAACUAGCUGCACUGUCAGUGUUUCCCAGUCUGUGGACUCUUCCUCAGGAGCUAUGCCCAUAUGUUCAAGCCCUCAGAGCAGCCCUCUUUCGCUCUCCCCUCCACCACCUUUCACCUCUCACCACCCCAGCAUCUAAACCAACGACAUUGAGCUUUACGCACUCAGCAUCUUUCAUUUUAGCGAGACCAUCUUAGACCAUCCUUAGAGGCCUGGACUGGGAACUGAGGUUGAAUGGACUAUCAGAGUAAAAAAAACAAUGUCUCUGUCUUCACUGCUUCUCAUGCUUUCAGCCCUCUUUCAGUAAGUGACCCUGUGCCGAAAUCUGUGUCAGUUCUUCAUUACUACAUGGUGCUUUGGAGGAGUGUGGGUUUUUUCUCUUCUACACAACUUCUGAAGAAACUUAUCUGAAAGGACCUUUGAAAAUGGAAGAAAGCUGGAUAUAUGUUUGAAGAGGAGAGCUGAAGAGAAAAGGUUUAAUUGUGCCAGUGUUGGCACGGUAUUGUCCAUUAUAAAACUUGUAAUAGUAUAAUAGUUCAUUUGCACCAAGGCAAGGAUCUGUGGCCCUUACAAAGUAUAUCUUUUUGUAUUUGCCUAUUUUAAGCGUGCAAAUAGACAAGACUUUGUUUCAGUUAUUUGCCUUUUUUGCUUUAUUUUUUUAAGCAGUGGCAGAACAUCUGUUCUUAAUGUCUGCAACAGUUGAUGUGAUCCAAAGAGGUCUUCCAAAAUGUAAUUAUCCAGAUUUGAAAUACUCAGUGUUAAGACAGCUAGCUUGAAGGAUUCUGAGAUCAGUGGGCUUUUUAGGCCACAACGCUGUUUAUAUGUAUGCUCAGUAUGUAAAACAACAAAAAAGGUGUAUGUUUUUUCUUUUGUCUUGUUUUAAAUUGUUCUUCUUAUGAUUUAAGAUUUUAUGAUAAUUGUUUUCACAAAAAAGACAUGAAGUGUGAAAAGAACCCUUUUAUGGACUGACACUGAGUGGGUUUCACUCUGAAAACCAGAGUCAGCUUGUUCUCUAGAUCACAGUAUAUGGGUACCGUAAUUGAGGAUGAUUUUAGCACUUUGCUUAGAUAUUCCACUUUAAAAAAUGAACAUGUGACCAGAGCAUUUUCGCACCACAUGAAAGCCAAAAGCAUUUACCAGCAUUUGCCAUAUGUAUUUUAAUGCUGCAUUUAUGUAGCCACACCCUUGUGACCCUUAGCUUGCAAACCAUGUGAAAAAGAAAAAAGACAAGCUGCAUGUGUAAAGUAUAAUGUAUAAUAAUAAUUCUCCUUUCUAUGUAAAAUGUCUUAUUUCAGACAUGGUUUAAUUUGAUGAAUAUCUUUUUUUGUCUUUUAUUUUGUUUGCACAGUGUUGGACAUUAUCAGAGUUAAUCAGCAUUGCUGUUACGUGAAUGGGAUCAUAUUUACGUUUUUGUUUUGUUGGUUUAUUUGAGUGUGAGUAGGGGAGAUUGAAUGUACAAACUAACAGAUGUACAGUAUUUUUGAUGGCAGACGUCAUUACAGACUUGCGUUAUGAUGCUUGGAGAAAUCAUGCAACAGAACUCUAUGUAUGGCUGUUGUGGAUCUAGAUGUGCACAGCAGACGGUGCCCACAGCACUUCACUUAUAUCGGAAUUUUAGUCCAAAAAAUGUUGAUCGUGUUGUGAUUCCGAUGAGCUCAACGAGCGAAGAAGGAACAUUUUCAGCAGUUUUUAAAAAUGUAAUUGCCUUUACUUUCAGUUUGUCAUGUUGUUUUUCUUUUUUUUUCUUCCAUAAGCUUUAUUGCUGGUACAAUGAAACGCCUUGUUUGAGUAAUUCCAAAGACACUUGCAUAUGUUGUCACUUCCAGUCUCUAGUAUGUUUAGUGCGAUUUAUCAAAGAUUGAUAUCAAUGCUUACCUAUGUUGGGUCUUCAAGAGGAAUGUGCAAUAUAGACUGAAAUACACCACAGAGUAGGAUUGAUUAUGUUUUGAAGUAAUUCCCCAUGAUCUGUAUGUUUCUUUUUUUAAUUUCAACCAACGCAUUGGUCCUGUUAAUUCAUUAUUCAGUUAAUUCAUCUCCCAUUUCCUUUUUUUAAGAACGGCAGGUUUACUUUAAGGCCAGAAAUAGUCUAUUUAUUUCUGUGAUAGUGUCCUCUAGUAACCUGGACUUACUUGGAAUACUUCAUUAUUUCAGUUGAAGAACAAAAAUAAUUUGGACAAUUUAGUCCAAAUAUUGUGUUUCAUUUGAUUUCUUUUUUGUUUCUUUAUUUUAUUACUCAUUUAAAUGGGAGGACAGCCCCAUUUAACCAUCAUAAGUAAUCUGUAAAAAAAGAAGAAAGAAGGGAAGAGCUUUAAAGUGAUUUUUGAUUGUUACAAAUUUGGCUGAGAUGUCAGUUGGGAGGCCUUCAAUGAAGAUAAUGUUUUUAAGCACACAGAACAUUCUACAAUAUGGCUGACUGUAGUUCUUGCCACUUGUGUUCAAGAUGUAAAUAUGUUCCAGUUGCCACAAAGAAAAGAAGAUAAUGUAUUUUUAUGUAAGUGUAAUAUAAAACAGAGGCAACAAAGGCAUAUUCAUUCCCUCUGAAUAUCACAUACAGCACCUGCUAAAGUCUCAUUUCUAGUGGAUAGGAAGUGCUGUUCACAUUUGAAUAUGUAUAUUACAUUGUAUAUAAAGAUGAACAUGACAAUAAAAGAAUACUGUAUUUAAAAAA